Messenger RNA from Rotaria socialis, 1107 nucleotides. The record is from the annotation of a GenBank genome assembly. NCBI's taxonomy places the organism in Eukaryota, Metazoa, Rotifera, Eurotatoria, Philodinida, Philodinidae.
AUGAAAACGCAUAACUUUGCUUGUCUUUUUGAUAUUGAUGGAGUCAUUACGAAAGGUCCAAAUUUUAUUGCAGCUGCAAAACCAGCUAUUCACACACUAAUGGAACUUAAUGUUCCAGUCGUUUUUGUUUCAAAUACUUGUGCAAUAGAAUCGGAAAAAGCCAAACAAUUAUCAGCGAUGCUUGGUAUCACUAUUGAUCCUGAACAAGUUGUUCUUGCUCAAACACCAAUGCGUACUUUAGCUGAAUAUCACAACAAACAUGUUUUAAUAUCUGGGCAAGGUCCAACAGAAGAAAUAGGACAAAUGCUUGGCUUUAAAAGUAUAACAACAGUUGAAAAAGUCUGUGAAGCCUUUCCAGAAUUAGACAUGGUAAAUCAUAUGAAUCGAGCUAAAUUUAGUGAUAUGAUCAAAAAUCAAAAUGUUGUUCGUAAUAAAAAUUUUCAUCCUAUCGAUGCUAUUGUUUUACUUGGUGAACCCAUCAGCUGGGAGAGUUCGUUACAAGUUAUAACUGAUCUUCUUUUAACGGAUGGCAAUCCAUCAGUUGUACCUGUUGAUACAUCAGUUAAUCGUUCUCAUAUGCCGGUUAUUGCUUGUAAUCGAGAUUUAGUUUUCAAAGCUGCUGCUGAUUUACCACGUUUCGGCCAUGGUGCUUUUCUUACAUGUUUAGAAGCCUUAUAUAAGAAUCUUAGUGGAACUGACUUGGUAUAUAAAGCGUUUGUUGGUAAACCAUUUGAAAUAUCAUUUCAAUAUGCUGAAAUCAUGGCUAAUAAGCUCGCUCUUGCUAAAGGACAACAAAAAAUUGAUAAAAUCUAUUUCAUUGGGGAUAAUCCUGAUGUUGAUAUUGUUGGUGCAAAUAUGUACAAUUCUUUAUUACAACAAGAUGUUGAUGCAAGAAAAAGUAUCAGCGGUUUCGAUUUGAUUACAGAUCCAACACACUUAACUGCAACAUCCUGUCAAUCAAUUUUAGUAUGUACAGGUGUUUAUGAUCCAAAUAAACAAUUAACUGAAGAAAAAGAACAUUGGAAAAAACCAACAACAAUUCAGCAUGAUGUUCUUGAUGCUGUCAAAUAUAUUCUAAAAAAAGAAGGAAUUUCAUUGAUUGCAUAA